CAAAGGACAAAGAGAAGAAGAAAGAAUAGGAGGAGCACACAAUUUCAUUGAUGAAAAAUAAAUGAAAAAUAAUUUUAAUAUAUGAAUGACAGGAGCUGUCACUUUCCGGACGCAGUUUAGACAUUUGCGACAGAGUAGAGUAUUUUAUUUUCGGUCCAUUGGAAUGCAGAAUUGCAAGAUUGCAUGUAAGCAGAUAUACAUACAAAAAGUUUCUUUUUAUAGUUAUUUAUUGUAGUAUAAAACAAGUGAAAAUUCAAGUCAAAGCAGCAAAAAAGAAACUGAAAAGUUGUUUACAUAUCUUUCAUCAGUCUACUAUUAAGAACCGAACCCCAGAUCAGGUAUAUGAGUCGGUCCGCUAAUGUCGACAAUAUUAUUCAGUAGAUGCAAAGAUACAAAUGAAUUCUGAAAAUUCAUUUUAAAAGACAAAAUGUUUCUUUAUUUAUUCUUUUUCUCUUUUUAUAGAGAAAACUCUCUUUCUUUGGUGUCUCUUGAGACAUCACAGCACAGCUUACUCAUUCAUUCAUAUAGCUACUUAUUAUAUAAGUGUUUGUUCUUCCCUUUUCCCUCCUACUCUCAGUGUCUUCUCUGUUGAUGGUUUGUUGUUACUUUUUACAUUUUUCUUUGCUUUAUUCUUUAUUGUUUAUUGUUUUUAAUUAACGUGUAGCCAACUAUCACGAACACCCACCUUUAACCUACACAAUGGACCUUUUGUUUGAAUACCUCCAUUGUCCACAAUGAUUAAAAUAGGUCGCCAUGGGACUCUACUUUUUCGUAGUUUAGCACAUGCUGACGAACAUUGAGCUUGUAGUUGGCUCGGUUUGUUAAAUUUAUUUAAUUCUUUUUUCUUUUCGUUUCCUUUCUUUCGAGUUUCGUUGUUUUGGACCUUACCAUUUUUUGUCGGGGGGUUUUUUUUUGUUUACUAGUAAUUGUUCGUUCUAUAACUCGUGUUGAAACUUAUUUUGGACAUGGAGACUGGAACUAUUUCACCCAAUGAUUAUAUUUCAAAAAAAAAUUCAUUAAAGAAUGAGAAAAUUCACGUUUCCAUCACUGAAAAAUCCAUACAAAGUCCUAUUACUGCUCAACUAUCCGCCUCUACCGCCCUCAGUUCCGACUCCUUAAAUUCUCCUUCACAUGUUUAUAGGACUUUUCUGGAUUUACCUUCUCUCGAUGGUGAUGAUGUCCAAUCUUCUGCUUACUAUGCUCACGCUUCCUCUUGGUCCGAUUAUGCCUUUGCAUUUCACCUCUCUGAUACCCUCCUUAUCGUCGCUACACUCAUCUUUACGUGUUCGUCUGCAUGCUUGGAACCGCUCAUGACUUGGACCAUCGGUAAAAUCUUUGAUGCUUUUUCCAAUUAUGCACGAUCUGUAAUUUCUCUCGAUGAAAUGUGCUCCAUCGUCAAUUUUAAUUCACUUCUUAUUUUCAUAUUCGGUAUGGCUUCGUGGAUCUUUAGUUUUGCCGUUCGUUUUCUCUGGCAAUACCUUAGUGCCAUUAUUGGAAAACGGUCUCGUGCUCUAUGCUUUCAUGCCCUUGCCAACAAACCAUCUGCGUUUUACUCACUUACCAGCAGCUCUAGUGCCUUAAUCAAUUCGGUAGACAGAUGUAUUCAAUUUUAUGAAUCUUCCAUCAAUCUCCCCCUUUUCCAUAUUGUCGAAAACAUGGCUAUUGUCAUUUCUUGCCUCGUUAUAUCCUUUCGUUAUAGCUGGUCUUUGACACUUAUCAUCAUGGCUUCCUAUCCUAUUAUUAUGUUUGUCGUUGCCUUCAUCAACUCUUAUCUCUACAAUAGCUAUGAGGGUGAUCGACUAGCUUCUGAAAAAGCAGCUUCUUUCAUCGAAAAAGUCUUGAUGGCUUACAAAACUGUCACCUUUCAUGCCAUGCAAAAUCAUGAGUUUCAAAAUGUUCGCACUGCCAUCCACCAUAGCUCUAAAUCUUUUCUCCGGUUUUCCUUUCUUCAUUCCUUGCAGGGAGGAAUUUCACAGUUCUUCUUGUAUUCUGUCUUUUUUCAAGGUCUUUGGUUUGGUAACCAUUUAGCUGAUUCCGGAAAGGUUACUGCUGGUCAGGUCGUUACCGUUUUUGGUUCUUGUCUCUCUAUUGCCUCUUCUAUCCAACAAAUCCUCCCAUCUAUUCCUGAUCUUGUGAAAGGAAAAUUUGCUUCCCAUUUUCUCAAGUCUUUAUGUCGGGAACCUACUUCUUCCAAACAAAAACCCCCGAAAGUCGGUUUUCAAGACCUUAAAUUAUCUUGGAAUUUUAAUAUGCGUAAUGUAUCUUUUAUGUACCCAAGUACAGAAGAUCAUAAACCGUUUAGCAUCAUCAAUGUCUCAUUGUCCAUUCCUUCUGGUAAGGUUUCGCAUAUCAUUGGACCAAGCGGUUCAGGUAAAAGCACAAUUGCAACGUUACUUAUGAGCUUCUUUCAACCUACAUAUGGCUUUAUAUAUGUGGAUGAUGUUCCUUUAGCAAUGAUCGAUCCAAACUAUGUAUAUUCCAAUGUUACCUUGGUUAGGCAAGAUGCCGUCGUAUUUGACAUGACAAUUCGUGAAAAUAUUAUGAUAGGAAACCACAAUGCCUCUGAAAGUGACUUUGAAUGUGCUGUACGUCUAGCCCUUGUUGACGAGUUUGUUUGGAAUUUUGACAAAGGCUAUGAUACUCCUUGUCACGAGGGAACCCUUAGUGGUGGACAACGUCAACGUAUUGCUUUAGCUAGAGCACUUCUUCGAAAUACUGAAGUGUUAAUCCUCGAUGAACCUACUAGUGGCUUGGAUAUCAUUUCAAAGAACCUAAUCAACGAUGCUAUUCGUGCACACCGCUUAGGUAAAACAACGAUCUACAUUACUCACGAUAUGUCUCAAAUUUACAAUGAUGAUUUCGUUUUUGUUAUUGAAAAUGGUCGUUUACUUCAUCAGGGUUCAAAAAAGGAUUUAUCCAAUCUCGAGUUAUUCGACGAUUUAUCUGAUGAGCAAGAGGAUUUCUCCUCUGAAACGACAGAAUUGGAAAAUCCGUUUUUAGCAAGCUUUGAGAAAUCUGAGGAAGCCUCUUCUUUUUACGAUGACAUAUCUCCCUCCUACGUUGAUGCAUCACCAACCAUGUCUGUUAUGCAUAAUCGUGAUCCAAAAAAUUACUCCAUAUUGCAAGAAAAGCCACUGAAUUCCACAGAUGGCAACGAAAACUUAUUUUUAAAAGCCAAAGAAAAGGAGUCUAUCUAUUCCAUAUAUACUAUAUUCAAAAGCUUAUGGAAAGUUCCAAAGGCCAGAUAUCUGUUUUUCUUUGGUUGUUUAACUUCACUCGGGCAAGGUGCAAGUAUACCAGUAUUAUCUUAUAUUGUAUCUAAGUGUCUCAAUUUGUUUAUGCAUCAAAAUAUGUCUGUUGGAAUUGCGCUAUGGUCUUGCAUGAUUUUAGUCGUGGCCGCAUUCACAGGUUUGUUUUAUUUCUUGAGCCAUUACAUAUUCUCAAAGGCUGCAACAAGUUGGUGUGACUAUUAUCGUCUAAUUGGCAUGAACAAGUUGUUAUCACAGGACCAGGAAUGGUUCGAUGAAACAUCAAAUUCACCUAUUUUAUUUUCUAAAAUUUUGGUUGGUAACAUCAAUGAUAUGAGAAAUAUGAUCGAUUCUUUGGUAGAAGAACUUUUUGUUGCUUUCGUGAUGAUGCUAGUCGGUUUAAUAUGGGCUUUGAUAACUGGAUGGAAGUUGGCUAUUAUUCUAACAGCUGUAAGUCCGGUUUUAUUGCUGACAUCAAAAGUUUUCUCUUACUUUUAUGUUAAGACAGAGAAAGAUUGUCAAGACUGCUCAAUUGCUACUACUUCCGUUUUGCAUCAAACUACUUUGAACCUUGAUGCGAUUAGAGGGCUGUCUGUUAUGCCAUAUUUUCGCGAAAAGUAUAAAGUGCUUUUGAAAGAUUAUUGGGAUGCAACGAAAAGAAAAGCAAUAUUUACUAGUUUGGGAUAUUCCAUCACUUGUUCACUCUUAUAUUUUGUUCGUUCCCUACUAUUUUACGCUGCAGCAAAGUUUAUCUCGAAGAAUUAUUAUAAUGUUGAGCAAACCGUACAAAUUUUAUCAUUAGCCACCUUUACGAUGGUAUCUGCUUCUAGCUGCAUCAUGUCUUUGCCCAAUGUUUCUGCUAGCCGAAUUGAAGCUAGCAGGGUUUUGCGAUUGGCUGAUAUGAGACCAGGAAAGCUCAACAAUCAAGGUAAUAUGAAAUUUCCUUUCGUUGGGAAAAUUGAAUUUGACAAGGUUAAUUUUGCUUAUAACCAAGAGCGAGGAGCUUCCGCUUUAAGUAACGUAUCAUUCACGAUAAAACCAAAGGAGAAAGUUGCUAUUGUUGGUGGAUCUGGCUCAGGAAAAUCAACCACGGCAGAGCUACUCCAGAAGGUUUAUAUGUCUGACAACAUUUAUAUUGAUGACCACCCACUUUCUGAAAUCGAUACUAAAUGGUUAAGACGAAAAAUGGCUGUUGUAGACCAAAAGCCCAAUUUAAUGGGUGAAACCAUUUUAGAAAGUUUAUUAUAUGGUUGCGAUGCGAAUAUGGUAGCAAUUGAAGAGGCUUUAAAGCAAGCCAACAUCCUCGACACCUUACAGAAUCUGCCAAACUAUUUGGAAUCGCCAAUCUCGGAGUUUAGCAAAAAUCUUUCUGGUGGGCAGGCCCAACGGUUGGCCAUCGCGAGAGCAUUGCUCCGAAAACCAAGACUCUUAAUUUUGGAUGAAUGUACUUCUGCACUAGAUUCAGAUUCAUCUAGCAAAAUUGAACAAACAAUUAAAAGCUUGACAUGUACAGUACUUAUCAUAACUCACCAAAUUUCGUUGAUGAGACUCGCCGACCGCAUCAUUGUCAUGAAUUCCGGUAAUGUCAUAGAAACUGGUUCUUAUGAUGAAUUAAUGACUCCACAUACUCAUUUUUGGAAACUUGUCCAUAGUGGUAAAUGGACAGACUAAUACCUUUGCAUUAUCCGAAUAAUGUUUUCUUAAUUUAUUAUCGCAUUUAUGUUACGAGAUACAUUAAUCAUCAAUACUUUAAUCAUUUUAAUAAAAAUUUUGUUGUAUAGUUGCUAAUUUGCUCUUUUUUUUUUUAUAAAAUAGUUUUCACUAUUCCGGCAGCGAUUGUAUUUCCAUCCCGUCGAAGAAUGAUUCUACUCAACGAUGGGCUUUCUUCAGAAGUACAUACUGGAUACAAACCUUCCAAAAAGUUAACUUGCAUAGAGGCACGCUUUCUACUGGUAAUGUGCCUUGCUUUCUUACCAUUUACGUUUAUGAUUUUUACAGCGACUGGAGCAACUGUUCGACCACGGUGGAGCACUAAUGUUGAUCCAGACAAGAUUGGACCGAGUAUAUCAAAAGUUUGAAUGUCUGCUGUAAAGGACUUACUGCGCUUAACAGGGUCACUAUAAGUGGACAAGAUAUCACCGAGACUGAUUUGGUUUGGCUCAAUGUCCGUCAGCUGUACAGUAACAUUAUCUCCAGCGACAGCCCAUGAUACGGAAGGAUCAGAAUUUCGCAUGACGGCUUUGACAUACGCAUCCUCCUGUGAAGAUACAUUAUACAAAACCUGGCCGUUUUGAAUAUUACCAGACUCUACUCUUCCUGAAAUAGUUGCGCCUCUCACAGAUCGAUAAGUAUCGUGAACAGAGACUCGAAGAGGUCCUCUAUAAGCCUUUAACGGAGGGUUGAAAUUAUCUAGAACUUCUAUUAAUGUUGGACCGUUAUACCAAGUGUAGAGUGGGGAAGAAGAUUUUUCUAUAAGAUUUACACCAGAGACAGCAGAAACAGGAAUAAAAUGAACGUUCUCCUCUUUAAAUCCAACCAUCCGAAUCAAGAAGUCAGAUACCGAAGCUUUGAUUUCAUUAUAGCGAUCCAAAGACCAAGACAUGAGAUCAAGCUUAUUCACGGCAACUGCAAGUUCAGAAACCCCAAGAGCACGUAGCAAAUAAGCAUGCUCUCGAGUUUGUCCAUUUGCUAGAAAACCACGCUCAUAGUUGUUUUGCGAAGAAUCGACGACCAAGAUUGCAAAUUCAGCAGAAGCAGCUCCAGCAAUCAUACCGGAAAUGAAAUCCUUGUGACCAGGCGCAUCACCAACCUCAUAAAUUUGUUUGUGGCUUUCAAAGGAGGUAGCCGCAACGUCCAUGGUAACACCCCUAAGACGCUCUUCGUCCGUAGAAUCGAGUAACCAAGCAUAAGAAAAGCUUCCCUUUCCUUGAUUAGAAGCCUCAUUGUGAAGUUUUUGCAUAGAUCGAGUGUUGACAUCACCCAGUUCAAACAUAAUCCUUCCAAGCAUGGUACUUUUGCCUGAAUCGACAUGUCCGGUAACAACUAAGUGGACAACAGGCUUGGGUUGAGACUCUUCGUAAAUUUUUGGAACAUCUAUCAACAAUGAAGACUCUUGCUUCCGUGGCGUUUGUGUCUCCUCUUCAUCCUUUGAUUUCUCUCCGGUCUGUUCUUUUCCGUUCAAAUUCAGCUUCUUCAUCGAAACGUUUAAAGAAGCAGAGGCAUUUUUAGUGGAAGGUUGGGCUUCAACGGUUUGUUUUUGUUUUUGUUCUUGUUUUGGUGGCUUCUUCUUAUGAGAUUCGUCUUUUCCAUUUUUCUCUUCAGCUCUUGCGGUACAGCUUUUAACUAGAUAAUUGACAGAUUUCUCCACAUCAAAAUAAUAGUACCAUACUGUAUCGGCUAUUUCUUUGUUUGUCACGGGAAGUCCUUCAACAGUUUCCUGGACAGCAGCAAUGGCUUCACGAAAUUGUUCUGCACAAGAAUGUUAGGUCAGACGGUCCGAUGAAAUAUUUCUUCAUGAUUUGCUUACCUUCUUGUUCAUCAGUCAAUUCUUCCACUGGCUCAUCUGCAUCAUACUCUAAAAAGAAAUCGCUUGUAAGCAGUUGAACUUCACUAUUUACAGACAACCAUACUUACCUUCCAACUCUAAAUUCUUUACAUUACGAUGUCUCGACAUCUUUUGGAUUGUAUUUACAAAAAUAUAGGGAUAAAUAAAACGAAUAAAUAAAGAGGCCUUUUACUAAAACAAUAGUUUUGGCACUUUGUACCUUUCAAAUUUUUUAUUGCUGGUACGCAAGAAGCGUAAUGGAAGUGACAUAAGAUAUUGACAUAGACGAUUCUCAAGUUAAGCAUGUCGCGCUAAACGAAGCAUUAGUAUAUGUUCGCCAAGAUUCUUUUUUAUUGUAGAAAAUGAAAAGAUGUCAAAAAUUUUACCUCUGAAGCGCUAUAGUCGCCGUGGAAAUUUUCUACAAAAGCUAGCAACUCCUAUAAUACCGGCUACUGCAAAGUAGUAAAAUUUUUAGUCUAAUUUUAGUAAUACCUUUUUAGUCUAUACAAACAAAAAGCUACGAAUUCUUGUAAAAGGUAGAUUUCUGCUCGAUGUUUAUUGUUUAUCAUACAAUAACUUUAAUACGA
Molecule: messenger RNA, 7379 nt
Organism: Schizosaccharomyces octosporus yFS286
Lineage: Eukaryota; Fungi; Ascomycota; Schizosaccharomycetes; Schizosaccharomycetales; Schizosaccharomycetaceae
Product: M-factor transporter Mam1
Exons: 1
Coding region: 966-4919 (1317 amino acids)
Biological process (GO): transmembrane transport
Cellular component (GO): membrane
Molecular function (GO): ATP binding; ABC-type oligopeptide transporter activity; ATP hydrolysis activity
Source: RefSeq, a predicted model, not a curated record